Messenger RNA from Diabrotica virgifera virgifera (western corn rootworm), 1127 nucleotides. Its product is annotated as neo-calmodulin-like. Lineage: Eukaryota; Metazoa; Arthropoda; Insecta; Coleoptera; Chrysomelidae. The record is from RefSeq and is a predicted model, not a curated record. Gene Ontology annotation, molecular function: enzyme regulator activity; calcium ion binding. The coding region runs from base 216 to 749 and encodes 177 amino acids. The transcript is spliced from 4 exons.
UGAAAGUUUUCAGUUGGCCCAGUAAGAUCGCGCAAAACAGACGAAAAUCAUCAAAUUAUUUUUGUCAAUUUGAUUAAGAAUAUUGUAAAUAGUGACGAGGUUAAAGGUGUAGGCCAUAAAAUUUAAUAAUUUAGUGCUGAAAAUUAGCGGCGAAAAUAUUCGGCCCGUGGGUUUUUUAUAGUUGAAAUCCAUGAUUCGCCUUGAAAUAGUGAAAAAUGGCGGAAGCUGAGAGGUACGGUCGAGAAUACAGCAGACUAAGAAGACUCACUAGUAAUUUAGAUGUGCAACAAUCUUGUACAGAAUAUGGCCUCUCGGAAGACCAAGUGGCCGAAUUCAAAGAAGCCUUUAUGCUCUUCGACAAGGACGAAGACGGGACAAUCACAAUGGCUGAGUUGGGGGUAGUGAUGAGAUCCUUAGGGCAGCGGCCUACUGAAACUGAAUUACGAGAUAUGGUCAAUGAAGUGGAUCAAGAUGGAAACGGAACUAUCGAGUUUAAUGAGUUUUUGCAGAUGAUGUCGAAGAAAAUGAAAGAUGCGGAUGGAGAAGAAGAGUUGAAGGAAGCUUUUAGAGUGUUCGAUAAAAACAAUGAUGGACUGAUUUCAUCAACGGAAUUGCGUCAUGUGAUGACUAGUUUAGGGGAACGGCUUUCGGAGGAAGAAGUCAAUGACAUGAUUAAAGAAGCUGAUUUAGACGGAGAUGGUCAAGUUAAUUAUGAAGAAUUCGUUACUAUCCUCACCUCAAAAAAAUAGAGCAAGACUGCAAGACAAUGGUCCAAAUUUUUGUACAAGAUCUGCUUGGUUAUAUAAAUCUAUAAAAAUUGAUAUUACAUAUGCUGCUAUAUUAUAUUGGAACAAAGUCUUCAAAUCUCUUUUUAUGUACUUAGAUUAUGCUAUAGCACAGCUUCACGUCUCAAUAGAAGGCUUUCUUUCAGUGGCGUAGCUUUCAUCCACAGAAUUAAUAUAAAAAAUUGAAGUAUUAAUUUAUAACAAUGAAAUAUAUAGUAUAAAGCACAUAAAAUAUUGGUUAAUUUUUUGGUCAACGACGUUUCCUUAUUAUCUAUCUUCAUCUUGUUUAACUAGUUAAAAAUUAAAAUUAAAUAAAUAUAGGCUACUGCGUUUCGAAUCAAA